AUGAAGAAUUUUAUUCUAUUAGUUUUUUUAUUUUUAUUAGUUUCAAAUUCAUUGGGAAAAUCAAAUAAAAAAGAUGAUCAAUCACCAGAAAUUGUUAAAAUUAAUUCAAAUGACCAUUUACCAUUAUAUUAUGAAAUUAUAAUUAGUGGCCAUUUUUCUAUUGAUAAAACUGGAUUGACAGUAACAUAUUUGGGUGAUAAAAUACAUGAUUUUGAAUUUAUAAAAGGACAAGUUUUAAAUGUUACAGGUGAACCACAAAAUAAUCCAAUUCCAACUGUUUCAAUAAAUCCAGACCAAUUAAAUGAUGAUAGAUUUGAAGUUUCUGAUAGUUCUGAUUUUUCAAAACAAACACCAACACCAACACCAACACCAACAUCAAAGCCAACUUCAACACCAACAUCAACACCAUCACAAACUAUACCACCAACUGUAUCACCAACUGUACCACCACAAACUACCUCACCAACAUCAAAGCCAACCUCAACACCAACUCCAACAUCAACACCAACUCCAACCUCAACACCAACUCCAACAUCACAAACUAUACCACCACCAACUACCACACCAAAACCAACAAAAUCAUCAAAACCAACUAAAACACCAGUACCUACACCAACACCUACUAGACCAUCAUCAUCAGUUUCAAAAGGUUAUGAUAUAAUUAAAUUUAAUAUAACUGAUAUUGAAGAUAUUGAAAUGGGAAAGAUAACAAUUUCUUAUAAAAAUGGACAAAGUUCAAGUAAACAUUUUCAACCAAAUUCUAUAAUUAAAAGUAUUGAAAGAACAAAUAGUGUUGGUGGUGUUGUUGAAUUUAAAGGUAGUUUCUUUUAUACUGAUGAUUAUGAACCAAGUAUUAAAAUUGGUAAUAAAAUUUGUGAAACUUUAACAUCAUCUCAAACUUCAAUAAGAUGUUAUUUAACCAAUGGCACCGGUUGUGGAUACACUAUUACCAUUGAUAAUCUAUUAAAUCCAAUUGACAACAACGGUAAUUCAAACCUUACCUAUUGCUAUGCAAAUCCAAUAAUUGAUAAAGUAAUUGGGUACAAAGAUAAAAAACUUACCCUUAUAACUAUAAUUGGUAAAAACUUUUUAAAUAACGCUACUGUAAUUAUUGAAAAACCAAAUGGAAAUAAAAGAAAUUGUUCAAAUGUUUUAUUAUCAACUGACACAUUAUUCAUCUGUGAAUUAAGUAAAUCAUACCAUACUUUAUCAUCACCAAAAACCACCAAUACAACAAUGCUAUCAUUUAUAAAUAAUUCACCAAAUUCAACAGUUUCAAAUGAAAUAAUUGAAAUGAUUUCAGGAUAUUUCCAAAUUAAAAUUUCAACAAAACCAUCAACAACUGAUGAUGAUAAUAAUAAAAAUAAUGAUGAUGGGGAUAGUGAAAUUGAUAGUGUUGGGAAAUCUGCAGUAGAUUCUUCAAAAUCUAAUAAUAAUAGUGGUGGUGGUGGUAAUAAAAAAUUAUAUUUAUUAAUAAUAUUACCAACUGUAUUAUUCAUUAUUGUAGCAGCAUUAGUUGCAAUUUUCAUAAAGACAAGAGUAUCCCAAAAUAGUGGUUCAAAAGUAAACAAAAAUAAUAAUAAAAAGGAUAGUAUUAAUGUACCAUUCCAAAUGUUGGAUGAAAUCACCACAUAG
Dictyostelium discoideum AX4 is the source of this 1635-nucleotide messenger RNA. RefSeq names its product glycoprotein gp100 (gene gppA). Bases 1 to 1635 code for a protein of 544 amino acids. Gene Ontology annotation, cellular component: membrane. The record is from RefSeq and is a predicted model, not a curated record. NCBI's taxonomy places the organism in Eukaryota, Evosea, Eumycetozoa, Dictyosteliales, Dictyosteliaceae. The transcript has 2 exons.